AUGCAGCGUCCGGUUCCGACAAUGAACGGACCCCAGGGUUAUCAACAAAAUCGUUAUCCGCCAGGUCCUCAAAUGGCCGUGCAGCCGAUCCCUCCAGGUUCCCAGAAUUCGGCGAGAAGAACAUUUAUGCCACAACCUCCAGUUAAUGGACCGACAUCAGUGCCUGGAGGGCAGUUUGGCAGCAGGCCAAGUCAGAAUCCAAGGAAAAGAAAGCGGUUUCAAGACAAAAUUGUUCUUCCUGAGGUAUGCUUUAGGCAUGUUUGUCUUUGUUGUUUUAGGAAUUCUUGGAUGGAGAGAAUCGUUCGUUUAUUUAUGAAAAAAUAUUUUAGGUAGCUCAGCUUGUUCCAGAAGUUGAGGCUUACAUGCAGUUGCUGUCGUUUGAGCAGAAAUUGGAUAAGACUUUGCGGAGGAAGAAGUAUGACAUCCAAGAAGCUUUGAAGAGACCUAUGAAGACUCAGCACAAGUUGAGGAUCUACGUUUCUCAUUCGUUUAUUCCUGGAACUGAGCCUGAGGUGAGUUUACUCAAUUUUUUAUUUGGUUUUGCUAUCUUUGACAUGGUUUGGAUGAAUUUGUAAACAACAUGAUCUUAUUUUCAGAAGGAAGGAGAUGAAGGGACAGUCCCAAUGUGGGAACUCAGGGUUGAAGGUCGUUUGAUCGACGAGCAUGGCGAUAAAAAUGCCACAACACCGAGUAGCAGUGCCCCAGGCACAAAGCAAGGAGGAAAGAGAAAGUUCAGCUCGUUCUUCAAAUCUUUGGUCAUCGAAUUGGACAAAGAUAUUUAUGGCCCUGACAAUCAUCUUGUCGAAUGGCAUAGAACUCCAACCACCAAUGAAACCGACGGAUUUCAGGUAAAUAUUGAAUUUGAUAUUUUGUUGUCUUAGGUUUUAUAAGAAGGUUAGAGGGCAAAUACAUGAUGAUUUUUUAGGUGAAACGUCCGGGAGACCGUGAUGUCAGCUGUACCAUCCUCCUGCUUCUGGAUUAUAAUCCAAUGAAAUUCAAGUUGGCUCCUAAGUUGGCCAAACUUUUGGGUGUAGCUAUGGAAAGUCGUCCCAAGAUCAUCGAACUUCUCUGGCAAUACGUCAAAGCCCAUAAACUUCAAGAUGCUGCUGAUAGAGAUGUGAUCAAUUGCGACUCGUACUUGGAACCCAUCUUUGGAGUCAAAAGAAUGCGAUUUAUGGAAAUCCCCCAACGCUUGACUCAUCUUCUCCAUCAGCCAGAUCCAUUGGUCUUAACUCAUACGAUCAGGUAUAAUAGUGGAGAGAAGAACACUUGCUGCUAUGAUAUUGAUGUAGAAAUGGAUGAUCCAGUCAAGGUUCAGAUGCAGAACUUCCUGCAGAAUCAUCAAAGCAUGCCGGAUAUUGGAGCGCUGGAUCAGAGGGUAAGGAAUUUUGAAGGGAGAUUUUUUGGGCAGUACACUUUUUAUGGUUUCCACGUGCAGUUAAAUUUGAUUUUUAUGCGUAAAAAUGACUGAUGCCAAAAAUAACGGGGUUUCUUCAGAUUUAUGAUAUUGUCGAACAAAUCAAUGAAUGGAAAACUCGCCGCGACUUCUACGCCGGAUUUGCUGACGAUCCAAAGACGUUUAUUCAAAAAUGGCUGGCUUCUCAAAGCAGAGAUCUCAAGGUUCGUUUUUUACAUCAAGAAUUACUUUUUUUUUGAAUCUGAAAAUUAUUUUUGGUUUCUUUAGACGAUCAAUGAGCAACAAAUGGACCAAGAACAAGAGCGCCGAGCCGACCAUUACUAUCAACCUCAUAUCCAAGAGGGCGUUUUCAGAUAUCUCUAUGGAAAAGUUCAACAACGCCGACAGGAACUUGAAUAUAUGCUUGGGGUGAAGUAA
Molecule: messenger RNA, 1834 nt
Organism: Bursaphelenchus xylophilus (pine wood nematode)
Lineage: Eukaryota; Metazoa; Nematoda; Chromadorea; Rhabditida; Aphelenchoididae
Source: the annotation of a GenBank genome assembly